This is a messenger RNA of Perca fluviatilis (European perch), 7288 nucleotides long. Its product is annotated as talin-2. Gene Ontology annotation, cellular component: ruffle; plasma membrane; cytoskeleton. The transcript is spliced from 53 exons. Lineage: Eukaryota; Metazoa; Chordata; Actinopteri; Perciformes; Percidae. Gene Ontology annotation, molecular function: integrin binding; actin filament binding; structural constituent of cytoskeleton. The coding region runs from base 256 to 7170 and encodes 2304 amino acids. Gene Ontology annotation, biological process: cell-cell adhesion. The record is from RefSeq and is a predicted model, not a curated record.
CACACACACACGCACGCACACAGACACAGUGCCGCUGCUGAUACACUGUCCAGCCACUUGGAAAAUUCCCUCAACGCGGAGGAUAUUGUACUGCUGAGCAGCGGGGCUGUCGGCUAAUGUGCAUCUUCUCAGGGCUGACUUGCUCGAAAUGCCCCAGUAGAGGAUCUGAAGCUGUGAAGAUCAGCAGACAUCCAAGGCUGCGUUUUCUUCAGCAAUAAGGUGUAGCUGCAGCCCCCACCCACACCGCCUGCCAAGAUGGUGGUGCUGUCGCUGAAAAUCUGCGUUCGCCAGUGCAAUGUUGUGAAGACAAUGCAGUUUGAGCCCUCCACAGCUGUCUAUGACGCCUGUAGAAUAAUCAGAGAGAGGGUCCCUGAGGCUCAAACUGGACAGGCUUCAGACUAUGGUCUGUUUCUGUCUGAUGAAGACCCCAGGAAAGGCAUCUGGCUGGAGUCUGGAAGGACACUGGACUACUACAUGCUUCGCAAUGGGGACAUCCUUGAAUACAAGAAGAAGCAGAAGCCCCAGAAAAUAAAAAUGUUGGACGGGGCCGUUAAAACCAUCAUGGUGGACGACUCCAAAACAGUGGGAGAGCUGCUUGUGACUAUAUGCAGUAGAAUAGGCAUCACAAACUAUGAAGAAUACUCUCUGAUCCAGGAGACGGUGGAGGAGAAGAAGGAGGAUGGGAUGGGCACGCUGAAGAAAGACAGGACGCUGCUGCGAGAUGAGAGAAAAAUGGAGAAGCUGAAAGCCAAACUACACACAGACGAUGACUUGAACUGGCUGGACCACAGCAGAACGUUCCGAGAGCAGGGCGUGGACGAGAACGAGACCCUUCUGCUCAGACGCAAGUUCUUCUACUCCGACCAGAACGUGGACUCCCGAGACCCUGUCCAACUCAAUCUGCUUUAUGUGCAGGCUCGAGAUGACAUCCUAAACGGUUCUCACCCCGUAUCGUUUGACAAGGCGUGCGAGUUCGGAGGUAUUCAGGCCCAGAUCCAGUUUGGACCUCACAUAGAGCACAAACACAAACCUGGAUUCUUAGACCUGAAGGAGUUUCUACCCAAAGAAUACAUUAAGCAGAGAGGAGCUGAGAAGAAGAUAUUCCAGGAACACAAAAAUUGUGGAGAAAUGACGGAGAUCGAAGCAAAAGUGAAAUAUGUCAAACUGGCACGGUCUCUGCGGACAUAUGGCGUCUCCUUCUUCCUGGUCAAGGAAAAGAUGAAGAGUAAGAACAAGCUGGUGCCGCGGCUCCUGGGGAUCACCAAAGAGUCUGUGCUGAGGGUGGAGGAGAAGACCAAAGAUGUUGUUCAGGAGUGGCCACUUACCACUGUGAAGAGGUGGGCAGCGUCACCCAAGAGCUUCACCCUGGACUUUGGGGAGUACCAGGAGAGUUAUUACUCAGUGCAGACCACUGAAGGGGAACAGAUCUCUCAGCUCAUUGCCGGUUACAUCGACAUCAUCCUCAAAAAGAAGCAAAGCAAGGACCGCUUUGGAUUAGAAGGUGAUGAGGAGUCAACCAUGCUUGAGGAAUCCGUAUCCCCGAAAAAGUCCACCAUCCUUCAGCAGCAGUUUAAUCGUGUGGGUCGGGUGGAGCAUGGCUCUGUGGCGCUGCCAGGGGUGAUACGCUCUGGCUCCAUUGGCACAGAGUCACUCAGCAUGGGCACCAUGCCAUCUGCUCAACAGCAGAUCACAAUGGGUCAGAUGCACCGUGGACACAUGCCACCGCUUAGUUCAGCCCAGCAGGCUCUGAUGGGAACCAUCAACACCAGUAUGCAAGCUGUGCAGAAGGCCCAGAUUGACCUAGGGGAGGUUGACAACCUGCCACCACUGGGACAGGACAUGGCAUCCAAGGUGUGGAUCCAGAACAAAAUGGAUGAGUCAAAACAUGAGAUUCACUCCCAGGUCGACGCUAUCACUGCCGGAACAGCCUCUGUUGUCAACCUCACAGCUGGCGAUCCGACUGACACAGACUACACCGCCGUGGGCUGCGCCAUCACAACCAUCUCCUCCAACCUGACAGAAAUGUCAAAGGGCGUGAAGCUGCUAGCUGCUCUGAUGGAGGAUGACGUUGGCGGAGGUAAUGACCUGAUGAGGGCCGCCAGGACACUAGCAGGGGCCGUGUCUGACCUGCUGAAGGCUGUGGAGCCAGCUUCUGGAGAGCCCAGACAGACUGUGCUGACAGCAGCAGGCAGCAUCGGCCAGGCCAGUGGAGACCUCCUGCGCCAGAUUGGAGAGAGCGAGGCAGACGAAAGGUUCCAGGACAUCCUGAUGAAUCUGGCCAAAGCAGUGGCCAACGCUGCAGCCAUGUUGGUGCUGAAGGCCAAGAACGUGGCCCAGGUUGCUGAGGACACCGUGCUUCAGAACCGGGUCAUUGCUGCUGCCACCCAGUGUGCCCUGUCCACCUCCCAGCUGGUGGCAUGUGCCAAGGUGGUGAGUCCCACCAUCAGUUCACCGGUUUGCCAGGAGCAGUUGAUCGAAGCUGGAAAGCUGGUGGACCGCUCGGUGGAAAGCUGCGUCCAGGCCUGCCUCUCAGCCACAGAAGAUGGCGAGCUCCUCAAACAGGUGAGCGCAGCAGCCAGCGUGGUGAGUCAGGCUCUGGGAGAUCUCCUGCAGCAUGUUCGACAGUACACCUCAAGGGGAGAGCCUAUCGGGCGCUAUGACCAGGCCACAGACACCAUCAUGACCGUCACUGAGAAUAUCUUCAGCUCCAUGGGAGACGCAGGAGAGAUGGUUCGUCAGGCUCGGGUGCUGGCUCAGGCCACCUCGGACCUGGUGAAUGCCAUGAGGUCUGACGCUGAGGCCGAGGUGGAUGUUGACAACUCUAAGAAGUUGCUGGCCGCUGCCAAAUUGCUGGCUGAUGCUACGGCAAGGAUGGUGGAGGCAGCAAAGGGCGCGGCAGCAUACCCAGAGAACGAGGACCAGCAGCAAAGACUGAGGGAGGCUGCGGAGGGGCUACGUGUGGCCACCAAUGCUGCUGCUCAGAAUGCCAUUAAGAAGAAACUGAUUAACAGACUGGAGAAUGCUGCCAAGCAAGCUGCUGCUGCGGCCACACAGACCAUCGCUGCUGCUCAAAAUGCUGCCGCCUCCAACAAGAACACUGCCGUUCACCAGCAGCUGGUGCAGAGCUGUAAGGCAGUGGCAGACCACAUCCCACAACUUGUCCAGGGGGUGCGUGGCAGUCAGGCCAAACCAGAGGAUCUCAGUGCACAAUUAGCACUCAUCAUUGCCAGCCAGAACUUCUUACAGCCUGGUGGUAAGAUGGUGACCUCGGCCAAGUCCUCUGUUCCCACGGUGACGGAUCAGGCUGCAGCCAUGCAACUGGGUCAGUGUGCCAAGAACCUGGCCACCUGCCUGGCUGAGCUGAGGACGUCUGCACAGAAGGCCCAUGAAGCCUGCGGCCCCAUGGAGAUCGACUCUGCGCUCACUGCCAUCCAGACCCUGAGAAGUGAGCUGCAAGAUGCUAUGCUGGCUGCUGUUAAUGACCAACUGACACCACUACCCGGAGAAUCGUUGGAGAAGUGUGCUCAGGAUCUGGGCAGCACCUCAAAGUCAGUGGGAUCCUCCAUGGCUCAGCUGCUCACCUGUGCUGCACAAGGAAAUGAACACUACACAGGAAUAGCAGCAAGGGAGACGGCUCAGGCCCUGAGAACACUGGCCCAGGCGGCCCGCGGCGUCGCUGCCUCCACCACAGACCCCAAGGCUGCUGCGGCCAUGCUGGACUCGGCUCGUGACGUUAUGGAGGGCUCGGCGCUUCUCAUUCAUGAGGCCAAGCAGGCACUGAUUUCCCCCGGAGACGCUGAGAGUCAGCAGAGGCUGGCGCAGGUGGCCAAGGCUGUGUCUCAUUCCCUGAAUAGCUGUGUCAACUGUCUGCCUGGCCAGAAGGAUGUGGACAUGGCUCUCAAAAGCAUCGGGGAGGCCAGCAAGAAGCUGCUGAUUGAAACGAUCCCUCCAGCCUCCAAGUCCUUUCAGGAGGCCCAGAGCGAGCUGAACCAAACGGCAGCAGACCUGAACCAGUCAGCAGGCGAGGUGGUCCAUGCGUCCAGAGGCUCCAGCCGCCAGCUAGCGUUUGCCUCUGGAAAGUUCAGCGAAGACUUUGAUGAGUUCCUGGAUGCCGGUAUAGAGAUGGCCGGGCACACUCAGAAAAAGGACGACCAGGUGCAGGUGAUUGGUAACCUGAAGAACAUCUCCAUGGCUUCCAGCAAGCUGCUGCUGGCAGCUAAGAGUCUGUCUGUAGACCCUGCAGCAGCAAAUGCCAAGAACCUGCUAGCUGCUGCUGCAAGAUCAGUGACUGACAGCAUUAACCAGCUGAUCACGCUGUGUACACAGCAGGCUCCUGGCCAGAAUGAGUGUGACAACGCCCUGAGAGAACUGGAGGCUGUCAGAGGAAUGCUGGACAAUCCCAGCGAGCCGGUCAGCGACCUCUCCUACUUCGACUGCAUUGAGAGUGUGAUGGAGAACUCCAAGGUCCUGGGAGAGUCUAUGGCAGGUAUUUCUCAAAACUGCAAGACUGGAGAUGUGCCGGCAUUUGGAGACUGUGUAGGAUCAGCCUCAAAAGCCCUGUGUGGCCUCACUGAAGCUGCGGGACAGGCCUCCUUCCUGGUGGGUGUGUCCGAUCCCAACAGUCAGGCAGGGCACCAGGGGUUGGUGGAUCCCAUCCAGUUUGCCAAAGCCAACCAGGCAAUCCAGAUGGCCUGUCAGAAUCUUGUAGACCCAGACAGUAGUCCCUCCCAGGUGCUCUCUGCAGCCACCAUUGUCGCUAAGCACACCUCGGCACUGUGCAACGCCUGCCGUCUGGCUUCCUCCAGGACAACCAACCCAGUUGCCAAGAGGCACUUUGUCCAGUCUGCCAAGGAGGUGGCCAACAGCACUGCCAACUUGGUCAAAACCAUCAAGGCUUUAGAUGGUGAUUUCUCGGAUGAAAACAGGAGCAAGUGUCGAGUCGCCACGGCUCCCCUAAUCGAGGCUGUUGAAAACCUGACAACAUUUGCUUCCAACCCAGAGUUUGCCAGCAUCCCAGCUAAAAUCAGCAAUGAGGGCUUUGCGGCACAGGAGCCCAUCCUCCAAUCAGCACGCUCCAUGCUUGACAGCUCCACCUACUUGCUCAAGACUGCACGCUCAUUGGUUAUCAAUCCCAAAGACCCGCCCACCUGGUCUGUUCUGGCUGGUCACUCUCGCACUGUGUCCGACUCCAUCAAGAGUCUCAUCACGGCCAUCCGGGACAAGGCCCCAGGCCAGCGGGAGUGCGACUCAUCAAUUGAUAACAUCAACAAAUGUAUCCGGGACCUUGAGCAGGCCUCUCUGGCAGCAGUCAGCCAGAACUUAGCCAGCAGGGACGAUAUCUCACUGGAGGCGCUACAAGAGCAGCUGACGUCUACUGUGCAGGAAAUUGGGCACUUAAUUGACCCCGUUUCCACCGCUGCCAGAGGCGAAGCUUCCCAACUAGGACAUAAGGUGACCCAGUUGGCCCGUUACUUUGAACCGCUGAUCAAGGCCUCUGUGGGUGUAACAUCCAAGCUGAGGGAUCACCAGCAACAGAUGACUUUCAUGGACCAAACUAAGACCCUGGCUGAGUCUGCCCUGCAGAUGCUAUACGCUGCCAAGGAGGGUGGAGGAAACCCAAAGGCAUCCCAUACCCAUGAUGCCAUAGCAGAGGCAGACCAGCUCAUGAAGGAAGCGGUUGAUGAUAUCAUGCUGACACUGAAUGAGGCUGCGAGUGAAGUGGGAAUGGUGGGAGGAAUGGUGGAGUCCAUCGCAGAGGCCAUGGCCAAGCUGGAUGAAGGUACACCGCCUCAACCUGAGGGCUCAUUUGUAGAUUACCAGACCAGUAUGGUGAAACACUCUAAGGCUAUUGCUGUCACUGCUCAGGAAAUGAUGACCAAAUCAGUGACAUGUCCAGACGAGCUGGGAGGCCUGGCCUCUCAGGUCACUGUGGACUACAGCCAGCUGGCCGUUCAGGGACGACUGGCUGCUUACACAGCUGAGCCAGAAGAGAUCGGUUUCCAGAUUAAGACCCGAGUGCAGGAGCUCGGACAUGGCUGCAUCUUCCUGGUCCAGAAGGCUGGAGCUCUGCAGAUCACUCCCUCUGAUGGCUUCACCAAACGAGAGCUCAUUGAAUGUGCCCGUGCAGUCACAGAGAAGGUGUCCUUGGUGCUCUCGGCCCUCCAGGCAGGCAACAAGGGCACUCAGGCCUGCAUCACAGCAGCCAGCGCAGUGUCUGGCAUUAUCGCCGAUCUGGACACCACCAUCAUGUUUGCCUCCGCCGGCACACUCAAUGCAGAGAAUGACGAGUCCUUCGCUGACCACAGGGAAAACAUUUUGAAGACUGCCAAAGCUCUGGUGGAGGACACAAAGAUGCUGGUGUCCGGUGCGGCUUCCGGUCAGGACAGGUUGGCUCAGGCUGCCCAGUCUUCUGCCAAAACCAUUACCCAGCUCACAGAUGUGGUCAAACUGGGAGCUGCCAGUAUUGGAUCUGAUGACCCCGAGACACAGGUGGUUCUGAUAAAUGCUAUCAAAGAUGUGGCCAAGGCGCUGGCUGAGCUCAUUAGUGCCACCAAGUGUGCCGCUGGCAAGGCAGCAGACGAUCCGUCUAUGUACCAGCUGAAGAGCGCUGCCAAGGUGAUGGUUACCAACGUGACUUCCCUGCUGAAGACGGUCAAGGCUGUAGAGGACGAGGCCACUCGGGGCACCAGAGCACUGGAGGCCACCAUCGAGUGUAUCAAACAGGAAUUGGCGGUGUUUCAAUCCAGGGAUGCUCCCAACAAGACGACCACGCCCGAGGAGUUCAUUCGCAUGACUAAGGGCAUCACCAUGGCAACUGCUAAAGCAGUGGCUGCGGGGAACUCAGCCCGGCAAGAGGACAUCAUCCAUACAGCCAACCUCAGUCGCAAGGCUAUUUCAGACAUGCUCACCACCUGCAAGCAAGCGGCCUAUCAUCCAGAAGUUAGUGAGGAGGUGAAGAACAGAGCGCUGAUGUUCGGAUCAGAGUGUACAACUGGAUACAUCGAUCUACUGGAACAAGUUCUAUUGGUCCUGCAGAAGCCCACUGCAGAUCAGAAGCAACAUCUGGCGGCUCGCUCCAAACGUGUGGCAGGAGCUGUCACAGAGCUCAUCCAGACCGCUGAGGCCAUGAAAGGUAAGAGCUCAUACACACUCACAUACUUCUCACGCUGACUCCUUUUACGGUGUCAUAUGUGAUAAACUCAAAUAAUCUAACAAUAACUUUUAUUUCUUUACUAAUGAAGCUUCCAACAAAAUCUGGCAUUGUUUAUAAUCCCCCAGUAGGAGGCUA